Molecule: messenger RNA, 1053 nt
Organism: Jaculus jaculus (lesser Egyptian jerboa)
Lineage: Eukaryota; Metazoa; Chordata; Mammalia; Rodentia; Dipodidae
Gene: Abhd14b
Product: abhydrolase domain containing 14B
Exons: 4
Coding region: 109-789 (226 amino acids)
Cellular component (GO): cytoplasm
Source: RefSeq, a predicted model, not a curated record
CCGACGUGCGCCUGCGCAGUCCACACUCCUGGGCUGUUAUCCGAUAACCUCGGAAGAGGUUGGGGACUGGGGUAAGGCGGACUCAAGUGCACCGAGGCCACGUUGGGGAUGUCACAGGACUUAGGGGCCCCUUUCAUCAGCUCGGCUGCAGUGGACAUGGCCCACGUGGAGCAGCGGGAGGCCACCAUCCAGGUGCAGGGCCAGAGCCUCUUCUUCCGAGAGGCAAGGCCCGGCAGCGGGCAGACCGCUCUCUUCUCUGUGUUGCUGCUGCAUGGCAUCCGAUUCUCCUCCGAGACCUGGCAGAACCUGGGUACUCUGCGCAGGCUGGCCGAGGCUGGCUACCGGGCUGUGGCCAUCGAUCUGCCAGGUCUUGGGCGCUCCAAGGAAGCAGCAGCCCCUGCUCCUGUUGGGGAACUGGUCCCUGGCAGCUUCUUGGCAACUGUGGUGGAUGCCUUGGAGUUGGGCUCCCCAGUAGUGAUCAGUCCAUCAUUAAGUGGCAUGUAUUCCCUGCCCUUCCUCACGAUGCCUGGCUCCCAGCUCCGGGGCUAUGUUCCAGUGGCUCCCAUCUGCACAGACAAAAUCACCGCUGCUGACUAUGCCAAUGUGAAGACCCCAUCUCUGAUUGUUUAUGGAGACCAGGAUCCCAUGGGUUCCACCAGCUUUGAACACCUGAAGAAGCUGCCUAACCACAGGGUGCUGGUCAUGAAAGGGGCAGGGCACCCCUGUUACCUGGACAAACCCGAGGAGUGGCAUAGAGGGCUGUUGGACUUCCUGCAGGGCUUGGCAUGAGGCCCUGCCAUGCUGUUGGGGAUGGGCUGCCUGCCUUGGGACCUGGGGCUCUCUUUUCCUCCACGGGUUCUGUCUGGCUCAGGAGCCACAUGCAGCAGGUGUGUCUGUGUCUGUCCGGGUUCUUGUCUUUUGGAGUGGGGGGGGUCUGUCUUUUCUGCUUUUCUCUUGCAGUUUCAGGCUGAGGAGAUAAAAAAAAUCAAAAGGAGCCGGGUGUGGUGGCGCACGCCUUUAAUCCCAGCACUCGGGAGGCAGAGGUAGGAGUAU